Messenger RNA from Dreissena polymorpha, 4109 nucleotides. Its product is annotated as glutamate receptor-like. Gene Ontology annotation, cellular component: plasma membrane; postsynaptic membrane. Gene Ontology annotation, biological process: monoatomic ion transport; synaptic transmission, glutamatergic; modulation of chemical synaptic transmission. NCBI's taxonomy places the organism in Eukaryota, Metazoa, Mollusca, Bivalvia, Myida, Dreissenidae. The coding region runs from base 1 to 1419 and encodes 472 amino acids. The record is from RefSeq and is a predicted model, not a curated record. The transcript has 9 exons. Gene Ontology annotation, molecular function: glutamate-gated receptor activity; transmitter-gated monoatomic ion channel activity involved in regulation of postsynaptic membrane potential.
AUGUACAAAGACGCGGAAACGAAAGCAAGAAGCCCACAGUGUGGUCGAGAAAAUUUUAUAGGCUUCUGUAUGGAUUUGGCUGAUGCAAUUUCUAAGGAGAUUAAAAAAGAGUUUGAAAUAUGUCUGGUGCCUGACAAAACUUAUGGCGACGAAUUAGAAAACGGUACUUGGGACGGGAUGAUGGGGCAGGUGAUGCGUGAGGAGGUAGAUUUGGCGAUUGCACCGCUGACCAUCAACUCACAACGCGAGCGUGUCGUCGAUUUCACAAAGCCAUUUAUGAGUCUUGGAAUCAGCAUCAUGAUCAAGAAAACAGCGUUGAAGAAGGCCAGCGUAUUCUCGUUCAUGGAUCCGUUAUCUUACGAGAUCUGGAUGUGUAUCCUGUUCGCCUACAUUGGCGUCAGCGUGGUCUUGUUUCUCGUCAGUCGCUUUAGCCCCACAGAAUGGCGAGUGGGCGAGGGCACCAAUAUCGCAAAUGAUUUCACAAUAGCCAACAGCCUCUGGUACUCUCUUGGCGCUUUCAUGCAGCAAGGUUGUGACAUAUCACCAAGGUCCAUCUCGGGGCGUAUAGUGGGAAGCGUUUGGUGGUUCUUCACGUUGAUCAUAAUCUCCUCGUACACCGCCAACCUGGCCGCCUUUCUCACCGUGGAGCGAAUGCUGACGCCCAUUGAGUCCGCCGAGGAUCUGGCCAAACAGACCGAGAUACAGUACGGCUCCCGGGAGUCCGGAAGUACCAGGGACUUCUUUAAGAACUCCAAAUUCCCUGUUUAUGAACGAAUGUGGGCGUACAUGCAGUCGGCUUCGCCGAGCGUUUUCGUGAAGAGUAACGCAGACGGCAUAGAGCGAGUCAGGAAGGGAAACUACGCCUACUUUAUCGAGUCGAACACCAAUGAUUACACUAACAUGAGGAUGCCGUGCGAUACCAUGAAAGUGGGGCCGAACCUGGACUCAAAGGGAUACGGUAUAGCGACUCCAAUCGGUUCGGAUCUUAGAGAUUCUCUUACAUUGGCUGUGUUGAAACUACGAGAGUCUGGUGACCUCGAAGAGAUGCAGAAAGACUGGUGGGAAAAAACGUCGCAAUGCCCCCCAACUUCAGGCAAGCAGGACGGAGGUCAGGCGGAACUUACACUGGAGAACGUAGCAGGCAUAUUCUACAUCUUAGUGGGAGGGCUGUCGUUGUCGGUGAUCAUCGCGUGCAUAGAGUUCCUCUACAAAUCCAAACUCGACUCUAAGAAUUCAAAGAAAUCAUUUGGCGCCAUGUUGAGGUGUAAAGCCCGGUUAUCGUUUCGCGGGUCCCUGGACCGCGACAAUCCGGCUCCCACAACACCAUUGAGAAAAUCUAUGUCAACAUACACGUACACCGGUCCCUCGCAGGUCUCCUCGACGGAGGGCUUCACGGACAAUCUCCAUACAGCGGUUUGAGCAACGACAAUAGGCGCAACUCUGAUGGGCAUUUAACUGAUUUUAAAUAAAACGACUCCUUCUUUAAACAUCAGAUCUGUUGAUGUCAACAUUCUGCAAGUGUUGUCUGUCGUUUGUAACAUAUCAUGUUAAUAUGUUGAUACAGUGCGUGUUACUUAUUUCAAAACAGGGACACGUAUUAAUAUAUUUGUGGUAAUGUAGUUUAAAACCUAGCACUUCUAUUACAUUACUUUGUUGCGAGCAAAUAUUUUAUGUUUCGCCAACAUACUUGACAUCCGUUUGAUAAUCAUUAUUAAAGUUGAUGUCAUGUAAAUGAGAAAACAAACUGCGUAGUUAUAUAAUAAGUGUCAAAAACAUUAUUAUGACAUGAUUUGAAAAAUGCAAAUACAUCUUACUGGUAAAUGGAACUAGUUGAGGCAGUUUAUAACGGCCAUUUAUAUUUUAAAGGCGUUUGGUAGAGCACUAAUUGAGUGUACGAGAGAAAAGUAUAUCUGCCAGCGGUGCAGAGUACCUAUGACAGGCUUGUUUGCCAAGUUGUCAUAUGUAUAGAUGGUAAUGUAUAUGUGUAAACGACCUAUUAUGACCGAAAUAGCAUAGAUAUCUAUGAUGUAUUACUUAGGUGUAUUACAAUGCGUAACGUGAUAUGAUAAAUACGUUUUCAUGUUUUGUCAUUAAAUCGCAUAACGUUAUUAUAUACGACAAAACAAUAUAUAUUUACUUAUGUAUCAUGUUUAAAUCUGUGUUCUGUUUGCGAUGCAUCUUAUAAUAAUUUAGAACCUAGUUAAAUAACGUGUUUCGCAUUAAUCAACAUUUGUGUAUGCUGGUAGCACCACAGUUAACUUUUCUGAAAAAAAAUUUUCACUAUCAAAUAUAUAUGUUAUAUAUAUAUAUAUUUGAUAAUGACUUUUUUCAGAAAAGUUAAUUUUUCGUUAUAAUAUGAUUAUUUAUCAUUCAAAAUGAUGUUUUCACUAAUUAAUAUCAUAGCCACACCCUAACCACCCGUAGGUAGCACAUGGAAUUUACUAUGGAGCAACGUCACGCUAAAAUGGGUUUAAUGACAGUGUCAGAAGCUACCCUUUCCGCUGUUUAGUCACGCGAGGUUUUGUGGCCUCAAAAGCGAAAAGGGUAGUUCCUGGCCAGACUGCGCGGAUGAGAAGGCUGGGCUGAAGCUACGCUUUCCGCAUAUGGCAUUUGACCAAUUUUCGCAUGACGCGUGCCUCGUGUUUGUAAUAAGUGUGAAUAAAACAGGUAUAGACGAUGCAGUAAAAAGGCAUUCAUACCAAUGUUCGAGUUACUAUUCACCAUGUAUGUGCCAUAAGCAAUGAAACUGCAAUUCUGUGUUGGAUGUGACUUUAUUGACAUGUGUGAUUUAUUGGUAGACUUUAACUGCACUGGAUGGAAUUGUAAUUUUUUACACGCAUCAAAUUAUUGCGUUUGAUUUUGAGAACACCAUUUUUUAUUUUGUUUACUUGAAUUAUUAUCUUUCUAUAUGUAGAUUUAUUAUUUUGGUCUCAUUUUUUAUUCAUCCACAUCAAGGUUGUAUAUCGUUAUGUCACACGUGACACGUUAAAUGUCGUAUUCAUGUUUACAAGAUUUGUUAUGCAAAUAAUCAAAUUGCGUUUUUCAAUUGAGCCGCGUCAUGCCAAAAUGGGUAUGACAUUUGCGGUCUGGUCCGAAGCUGUCAUAUCCGCUAUAAAGUCACGCUCAGUGUCAGGUCUCAUUAGCGGAUACAAGGACAAUAGGCAUACCAAGAGCUACACUGCUUGCCUAUGUCAUAUGGCCUAUUUUCGCAAGACGCGGGGUCAAUAAACAGCGAGAUUGGACAAUGUCACUCAUGGAUCAAAACAUGAUUACCGAAAAGUUUACCAAAGUAAAAUUUUCGAAUGUGCAUUUAAAGGAGCUAUCCCACCAACUUAUCAAAUUAAAUUUUUUGCAACCAACCGGAUGUGCAAAAAAUUAUUUUAAUGGCAGACAUAUGAUCUGUAUAGAAUAUGAUUGAUAUGUCUGAACUAAUCUAUGAAGACUAAUGUUUUCUUAUUGCAUUUACUGGUCAUCCAUUAUCCCGACAAAUUAACCCAUUCAUGCCUAGCGUCCUGAAAAAAGGACAUUGCAAACAGCAUAGACCCAGAUGAGACGCCGCAUAAUGCGGCGUCUUAUCUGGGUCUGCGCUGUUUGCUUCAAUGAAUUUCUUUAUGAAAUAUUCUAAAUAUAGAAAUAAAUACACAUGACACCCCUAAUUUUGGAAAUAAAUUGAUCCAAUUUAGAAGGAUGGGAGAGUCCACUGGGCAUAUAUGGGUUAAAUUAUUGUCUAAGAUUGCCGAAUGCAACCUUCAUCCUACAAGCGUAAGAGCAAAUACCAUCUAAAACUUUACUUACACAAGUAUAAAACGAUUUGAUUUCUUGGCAAAAUAUUUCUGUUUUGAAACACGUUAAUCAGGCGUCUGGUAUACUUUUUGUAUCUCAUACGAGUGUAUGUAAGACAGCCGUUGGCAUGAAAAACUCAAUUUGAGUCGUGUUAUGAAAAAAAUGGGCAUAAUGCAUGUGCGUAAAGUGUCGUCCCAGAUUCGCCUGUGCAGUCCGCAUUACUCCCAGAUUGCACAGGGUAAUCUGGGACGACACUUUACGCACAUGCAUUAUGCCCAGUUUCUCAGAACACGACUCAUUUGUUCGGCAUUCGUGUUGCUGUAAUA